AUGGAAGCCGCAGGAAUGGAGGAAGGUAAUAUUGGUGACAGACAUGGCCCGAGAGUGCCGAAGAUUCGGGCAUCUAAAGGACAAGUUGGAAAGGGCAGUUCUAGGAGCUCUGGAGGGGAAGGGAAAGAAGUCGCGGAUUCUGAAGAUGCUGUGGAAGGGCGAUCGGUGGGAGUGGAUGCGGUUCUGUGCCAAUUGGUGAAGCAGCAGGAGGGGGAGAUGGUGAUGGAGGAGAGGGGGUUGAGGAAGGGGGGAGAGGAGGGGGAGGGGGAGGGGGAGGAGGAGGAGGAGGAGGAGGAGGAGGAGGAGGAGGAGGAGGAGGGGUUUGCGUAG
Closterium sp. Naga37s-1 is the source of this 330-nucleotide messenger RNA. Lineage: Eukaryota; Viridiplantae; Streptophyta; Zygnematophyceae; Desmidiales; Closteriaceae. The record is from the annotation of a GenBank genome assembly.